UUCGUUUAAUGUUGAUGUGACUGAUUCUUCCGUUUUCCUUCUUUUGUUUAUUGUUUUGUUUCUGCGUGCGAAUUCCAAACAAACAAAUCAAGAAAGUAUUCACCGAUCGGUGACCUCUCAGCCAGAGCUUCCCUUCCCCGACCCAGUGUUUCUACGAAUGCCUAACACUGUCUCCACCUCUGCGGGCCGUGUCCUUCGGUCGGCCCGUUUGCUUGCGGCGCAACCAAUGUCUAAAGCAUUUUCUGCUUACCCACCGAAUGACUUGAAGGUUCAACACAAUGCGGACAAGAAUGAGUUCUCUAUCUGCAUGGGCGAAGAGUGUGCUGUAAUUCAAUACUCAAAGUCAAAUAAUACUCUAGACCUGCUUCAUACUGAGGUACCUGUGGUUUUCCGAGGACAAGGUGUUGCAGCGCUUCUUGCCAAGGAAGCUUUUGAGUAUGUCCGUCAAAAUAAUUUGAAAAUGAAGUUGUCUUGUGAUUAUCUUCAAAAGUACUUCCGUGAAAAUGAGACACCUGAGCUGAAAAAAAUCUUGGCUUGAGUUUUCAUGCAUGCAUGCAUGUAAUGAUCUUUGGAUCAUUAUUGCUGUAAAUAAAACAAAACUGAUGUAA
Molecule: messenger RNA, 608 nt
Organism: Frankliniella occidentalis (western flower thrips)
Lineage: Eukaryota; Metazoa; Arthropoda; Insecta; Thysanoptera; Thripidae
Product: protein NATD1-like
Exons: 4
Coding region: 158-538 (126 amino acids)
Source: RefSeq, a predicted model, not a curated record